AUGCCUCUGGACAUAAACGAGCCCGAUCAUCCCGGUCCUCCUGAAAGUUCAAAGACCGAGCCUCUAGCAUGCGUUUCCUGCAGGGCUCGCAAGUUAAAGUGUGACCGCACAAAGCCAGCCUGUGCUCGCUGUGUAAAGGUCUCAAACGACUGUGUAUACCCCGAAUCAAGGAGGAAGCCGAAUUUCAAGAGGAGAAACGUCAAAGAGCUCGAGGCUCGCUUAGCCCAAGUUGAGGACUAUCUUAAAGAAGUCAACAAAAAUUCUUCGGAAGAGAAAACCGAUGAUGGUAGUCCUAUCUAUCCAAACCAGCAUCAUGCCGACUUUGGCAGUGUUGUCUCCCCUGGAAUACCAGGACUAGUGAACGAUUUUUCGGAUCCCAGUUUUUCGUCUUUUCCGCCUUCAGCUUUUGACCAACAGUCGAAUGAUGACAAUCCUUCUUUCAACGCACAGUUGAUGAGUCUAGGCAUGUCUGAGCCUUUACCCCCGGACGAUGUCAUGGAGGAACUCAACAACAUCUUUUUCCAGAAUCAGUAUCGACUGAUACCCAUCGUCCAUCCAGGAAGGUAUCUCCAAUCAUUCUAUGGCCCCUUGCCCAGAAGACCGCCAAUGUGUUUGCGAUAUGCCAUAUGGGCUUUAGCAGCUGCCGGUAAUGCCAAGUACGACGAAUACCACGACAUCUUCUACCGUCGGUCACGGCAAUAUAUGGAAGCGGAUACGAUGAAGGGUCACGGUGAAGUCUUCAUUUCUAUUCAGCACGCGCAGACAUGGGCACUCGUGGCUUUCUACGAAGCAAAGAUGUUAUUGUUUACAAGAUCGACCAUAAGCGUGGCUAACUGUGUUCGCUUGUGCCACAUGAUGGGACUUAAUCGUCUAGAUGGAGACAAUGUCGGCAUGCCACCGUCUUUGGGGCCUCCUCUUACGUGGGCCGAGCUAGAGGAAAGAAGGAGAAUCUUUUGGGGCGUGUUCGCUGCUGAUUCUCAUUGUUGCAUCUCUACAGGAUGGCCCACUCUGAUCGAUUCGGACGAUAUUGCGACGAGGCUUCCUGCUUCCGAAGAAGCAUUCGUUCAAGACCGUAAAGAAGAAGCGCCUUUCUUGGACGAUGCGAUACAAGGUGCUCAGUACACAGGCUUUGCCGGGACCAUUGUUACAUGUCAGAUUAACAAGCUCGUUCUCCGUCAUAUUCACCGCUCCAAGCCAGACAGUCGAUGUGAAGAUCUGAUGAAUGGGUCAUUCUGGACUCGACAUAGAGAUCUGGAUAAUACACUGUCCAGCCUCUUUAUGUUUCUUCCUGAGAACUUUCGCCUUCCCGAAAAUAUACGAGACGUAUCAGCACUCCAUCUUAAUAUGAAUCUGCACGCCGCUAUUAUCUGUAUUCACCAUGCAGCUGUCGAAAAAGCCGAAAGGUACAAACUACCAGGUCAUGUUAAGCAGGGCAGUAUUGCUCGGCUCCGAGCAGCCGCUGAGGAGAUUGCCAACCUCAUGAGACUCACAUCGAACGUGACCCUUUUCUUCAAGAGCCCGUUGUCUGCCCUAUCACUGUACUGCGCAGCUACGGUAUAUAUUUAUCUUGCCAAAGAGAGUCCAGCAACAGGCCUCAACGCAAUGGACGUGUCAAAUUUUCAGCAUAUCAUUCAAUGUAUGGAAGCUAUCGCGCGUGUACAUACAAUCACCCGAAGCUUCUUACAUCAAACUUGUGUCGAUAUGGAGAAGAUUGGGUUGAAUUCUGUUAUCCAGAUGCCUUCACUUAGAAGGUACCGUGAUACUUUUGGGCCUAGCAAAUCCCAAAUACCGAUCUUGGCUCGUACGUCAGUUUCGAAUAAUCCCGGACCAUCACCAAUAGUGUCCAGAAGCGAGAAACAACUUGAAGUCGAGCAGACGAGACUGAACAAUAUUACCCAUCUUAUGGGCGUGACUGUGGGAAAGACAUGCUACCAGGCUUUGCUCGGAUCCGCCUACCGCAACAUUCGACCAGACCCAAUGAACAACAAACGGAAAAGAGCUGGGGAAAGCCCUGCGCCUACUUCGGUUCCUGGUAUGCGGAAUAGUAAUGCUCUUGAUUUGAAUCUGGAUCAUAAUUCCAAAGGAACAGGGAUGUGGUCUGCACCCUUUUCGCCUCAAAUGACUACUUUGGGUGGCAUCUCCUUGCCCGAUCGAACAAAUUCAUCAACUGCGUCCUCCCCAAUCAAUCAGGUCUCGAACUCUGGUUCAUAUACUAGAACAGCUUCGGGGAGUAGCCAUACAUCACCCGACAUUGGACUUGGAAACAGUGCGGAAGAAAACCGAAUCGACCUGAGGGCUUUCCAAGACCGAAUAUCUACACCAAUUUGGCAGUCAACUGAAGAAACCCUAUUUGCACAGAUGGCGACGAACACGCUGGGUACCGACGGGGCUGACACUUGGGGGAUAUUGACUGCUGUCGACUUGAGCUGGGAUGCGGAAGGGCUGUCAGCAGAGAGUUGA
Molecule: messenger RNA, 2460 nt
Organism: Fusarium pseudograminearum CS3096
Lineage: Eukaryota; Fungi; Ascomycota; Sordariomycetes; Hypocreales; Nectriaceae
Exons: 5
Coding region: 1-2460 (819 amino acids)
Biological process (GO): DNA-templated transcription; regulation of DNA-templated transcription
Cellular component (GO): nucleus
Molecular function (GO): DNA binding; zinc ion binding; DNA-binding transcription factor activity, RNA polymerase II-specific
Source: RefSeq, a predicted model, not a curated record